AUGAACAGAAUCAAGGCAAUGCAUAACUUAUAUGGAGUUCAAACGUUCUUCCUGUGUUUGGAAGACAGCACUGGAGCCUCCUUUGGUGUUUUUCUAAUGAAUAGCAAUGCCAUGGAGUUUGUGGUGCAGCCUGCUCCAGCGGUGACCUACAGAACCACUGGUGGGAUCCUUGAUUUCUAUAUGUUCUUGGGGAACACUCCAGAGCAAGUAGUUCAGGAGUACCUGCAGCUCGUGGGAUUGCCAGCAUUGCCCUCCUACUGGAGCCUGGGCUUCCAGCUCAGCCGCUGGAAUUACGGUUCUCUGGAUGAGGUGAAGAGAGUUGUGGAGAGAAACAGAGCGAUUGGACUCCCUUAUGAUGCUCAGAUCACUGAUAUUGACUAUAUGGAGGAAAAGAAAGAUUUUACUUAUGACAAAGUGAAGUUUCGAGAUCUCCCUACUUUUGCAGCUUAUAUGCAUGACUAUGGCCAAAAAUAUAUUAUCAUAUUGGAUCCUGCUAUUAGCAUACACAAUCUAGCUGACGGUAGUCCAUAUGAAAGCUACAUCAGAGGAGAGAGCAAAAAAGUCUGGGUUAAUGAAUCAGAUGGAGUAACAGCAUUAAUUGGGGAGGUUUGGCCAGGGGAAACUGUGUUCCCAGACUUCACCAACCCAGACUGCACUAGCUGGUGGGUGGAUGAAUGCAAACAGUUUUAUAAUGUAGUGCCGUAUGAUGGGAUCUGGAUUGAUAUGAAUGAAGUGUCCAACUUCGUUAAAGGCUCAAAAAAUGGUUGUGCGCAGAAUGACUUAAACUAUCCUCCUUUCACUCCCAGUAUUCUUGAUAAACUCAUGUUUUCCAAGACACUUUGUAUGGAUGCAGUGCAGAAGUGGGGGAAACAUUAUGAUGUCCACAAUCUUUAUGGAUAUUCCAUGGCCAUAUCAACACAAAAAGUCAUUGAAGCACUGUUUCCUGGAAAACGAAGCUUCCUUAUUUCGAGGUCUACUUAUAUCGGAUCAGGAAAGCACACAGGACACUGGCUGGGAGAUAAUGCAGCAACAUGGGAUCACUUAAAAUGGGCAAUACCUGGAAUGUUGGACUUUAACCUCUUUGGAAUUCCUUAUAUUGGAGCAGAUAUUUGUGGUUUCUUUGACAACACCACAGAAGAACUUUGCAGACGAUGGAUGCAAGUAGGAGCAUUUUACCCAUUUUCCAGGAAUCACAAUUGUGAAGGAUUCAUACCUCAGGAUCCAGCUGUCUUUGGACCUGAUUCACUUUUGGUGAACACCUCCAAGUAUUACUUGAACAUUCGCUACACUUUGCUGCCCUACCUGUAUACACUCUUUUAUAAAGCUCAUACUCAAGGAGACACAGUUGUACGGCCAGUUUUGCAUGAGUUCUACUCGGAUGAAGGUGUGGAUACAAUUCAAGCGUACAUUCCUGAUGCAGUCUGGUAUGAGUAUGAUACAGGGGCAAAAAUCCCAGUGAGGAAACAAUGGACCAGUAUGAACCUGCCGGCAGACAAACUGGGACUUCAUCUGAGAGGAGGCUAUAUUUACCCUACUCAACAACCAGCUAACACAACAGUUGCAAGCCGCAAGAAUCCAAUGGGACUUAUAAUUGCCCUGGACGACAGCAACGCAGCUUCUGGGGACUUGUUCUGGGAUGAUGGAGAAUCUACAGGUACAGUUGAAAAUAAAGCCUACACUUACUAUGAGUUUACAGUUUCCAACAAUGUUCUACGAAUGAAUGCUAUAAACAGCAAUUAUGCUGAUCCUAACAACUUGAAAUUUGAAGAAAUCAAGAUAUUGGGAGCACUCCAGGAAAUAACAGCAGUUACUGUAUCUCCAAACAAUGCUGGGGAAAAUUCUUCACUUAAUAUCACCUAUUAUCCUCUAGAAAAGGUUCUCUACCUGGGCAGCAACAUCUUGCCACGAUGCCCAGAUGGGUUUGCCUCUGCGCUGCCAGUUACUCUGCUUCCAUUGCUUGUAACCACCCCGACAGGGCAUUUGCCACCAUCCAUGAGUCAGUAUAGAGACAAAGUAGAAUGUACCUCCUCAGGUUUGGCAGCCAGCCUCACCUUAAACAGUGCCAAGACCACAGCUAAUGAGAAUUUCACUACACCAAUUAGUACACUACACUUGGACGUGAAAUAUCAUCUCAACCACAUGCUGCAGUUUAAGAUUUAUGACUAUCAAAAUGCAUGAUACGAGGUUCUGGUACCACUAAAUCUCCUGAGCUCCCCAUUGAGCAUGGACAAGGAAAGACUCUGUGAAGUAACAGCUCAGAAAAAAACAUUUCAUGUACAGGCUCGGCACAAAAGCACAGGAAGAGUCAUGUGGGAUUUGCAGCUGCCCACCUUCACAUUCAGCAACAUGUUCAGUCAGAUUUCUACCCACUUAGCAUCCCAGUAUAAUGGAUUUGGAGAAACUGAGCACACCGUGUUUCAAUGUAACAUGAGCUGGCACACUUGGGGAAUGUUCACAAGGGAUCAGCCUCCUAUUGUAAGUAGAAGCAAAUGUAGCUUUUGGACUAAUGAGCCUAAAGUGCAGAGGCUGAACAGGACUGACUUGGUUGAUGGAGAUGGGAAGCAGAAUGAAGCCCCAGUGAUCGAAGAGGUAACAGUUAGCGACCUGCUCCUCUACCUGGAUGCCCACAAGUCCAUGGGGCCAGAUGUCCAAUAUGUAUAUAUUGACCAUAUGGAAAGGCAACUGUACUUCACCAUUGGCACAUUCUUUGCUGGGUUACCAGCUCUGAUUAACAGAAUAAAAGAAGAAGGAAUGAGAUUUAUCAUUAUCCUGAAUCCAACAAUUUCCAGAAAUGAAACCAAUUCUCCUGCCUUCUCAAGAGGUUUGCAGGAUGAUGUCUUCAUAAAAUGGCCCAAUACCUAUGGCAUUAUGUAUUCCAAAGUCCGGCCAUUUCUGCCCAAUGUACAAGUCAAUGAGUCACUGCCUGAGCAAAUCCAAAUACACAUCAACAGAGCACAUGUUGCUUUCCCAGACUUCUGCAAUUCCACGGUGGAGUGGUGGAAGAGAGAAAUCCUGGAGUUCUACAACAGUUCCACCAGCUGCUUGAGAGGCAUCAAGUCUGAUGGCCUGUGGAUUGACAUGAAUGAACCAGCAACUUUUCUGAAUGGCGCCACUGAUGGUUGUAGAAAUGACCUCCUAAACAAACCACCAUACAUACCUCAAUUGGGAUAUCUGUCAGAUGGAUUAACUGCCAAAACUCCACGCAUGACAUUUCAACAAUAUCUUCUAGAUGGUACCGCUGUUAGACACUACGAUGUCCACAGUCUUUAUGGAUGGUCACAAACAAAACCUACCCUAGACGUUUUGCAGAGUGCCACCAAGGAGCGUGGGAUUGUUACCACCCAUUCCACAUAUCCCAGUAGCAGAAGAUGGGCAGGACACUGGCUGGGUGAUAACACUGCAGCUUGGGAUCAGCUGGCUAAAUCUGUUAUUGGUGUGAUGGAGUUCAGUCUCUUUGGAAUAGCUUAUAGAGGAGCUGAUAUGUGUGGCUUCUUCAAAGACUCGGAGUAUGAGCUGUGUCUUCGCUGGAUGCAGCUGGGCGCGUUUUACCCAUACUCAAGGAAUCACAGUGAGAAAGGAGCAAGGAGGCAAGAUGCUGUUUCCUGGAACUGAACACUUGAGGAGAUCUCCAGGAAUGUGCUGAAUAUAAGUUACACCCUGUUACCCUAUUUCUACACGUUACUGUAUGAUGCCCAUGGCAGCACUGGGAUCCACCCCGUACUCCAUGCGUUUGUAGCAGACAGAACAACCUGGGAAAUAUGUAAGCAGUUCCUCUGGGGACCCGCGCUGCUCAUCAGCCCUGUGAUUGCCCGCUGGUGUGAUUACUACACAGAUGAAGAUAUUGGCUUUAGGGGACAAUUCGAACUUUUAUCAGCUCCUUUGGAACAUAUCAACCUGCAUAGCCAAGGCAGAUACAUCCUUGCUUGGCAAAGACCUGCUAAUACAACUUUUUACAGGCAAGAUUAA
Messenger RNA from Nipponia nippon (crested ibis), 3966 nucleotides. The record is from RefSeq and is a predicted model, not a curated record. NCBI's taxonomy places the organism in Eukaryota, Metazoa, Chordata, Aves, Pelecaniformes, Threskiornithidae.